UCUAUCCCGCUUGCUCACAGUCUUUGCUUCAACAAUGGCUAAUGCCACUUCUCUGUCUACUCCACUUGGAACUGCCGCCUGCGAGAAGCAUGCGAAGGAUAUUCAGUUCAUCGAAGAGAUGACCAAGAAGGCUAACACCGUCCAGGAGGCGGUUUUGGCUGAGAUCUUGACCCGAAAUGCCGAGACUGAGUAUCUCGGCCGAUACCAGCUUAACGGCGCAACCGAUCGGGAGACAUUCAAAUCAAAGAUACCAGUAAUCACCUACGAGGAUAUUCAGCCUGAGAUCCAACGCAUUGCCAAUGGUGAUCGUUCCUCCAUCCUCUCCAGUGAACCCAUCUCUGAAUUCUUCACUAGCUCUGGAACUUCCGGCGGUGAGAGAAAGCUCAUGCCCACAACUCAAGAAGAGCUGGAUCGCCGUCAAUUUCUUCAUAACCUUGUGACACCAUUCAUGAACCUUUACGUUCCAGGUCUAGAACAGGGGAAGGGGCUAUACUUCUUGUUCGUCAAAUCCGGAACCAAGACUCCCGGCGGGCUAUUGGCACGUCCAGCUCUCACUUGCUACUACAAUAGCGAUCUAUUCAAGAACAGACCCUACGACCCUUACAAUGUAUACGCUAGCCCCAUCGAAGCCAUCCUCUGCACCGAUUCCUUCCAGAGCAUGUACACCCAGAUGCUAUGUGGUCUCUACCAACAAAAACAAGUCCUUCGUGUCGGCGCCGUGUUCGCCUCUGGGUUACUCAGGGCGAUCAGAUUUCUCCAACUCAACUGGCAACAACUCGCCCAUGACAUUUCCACCGGGACCUUGAAUCCCAAAAUCACCGACCCAUCCAUCCGCGAUUGCAUGUCGGGAGCCCUGAAACCAAACCCUGAACUCGCCGGAUUUAUCACCGACGAGUGCUCCGGUGGGAAUUGGGAAGGAAUCAUUUCCAGAAUCUGGCCAAACACCAAGCUCAUUGACGUGAUCGUCACAGGUUCCAUGGCCCAAUAUAUCCCAACCCUCGAUUACUACAGCGGCGGCUUGCCGAUAGUAUCCACCAUUUACGCUUCCUCUGAGUGCUACUUCGGCAUCAACCUUAAACCAAUGUGUAAGCCCUCUGAGGUAUCCUAUACAAUCUUACCCAACUUUGCCUACUUCGAGUUCCUUCCUCACGAACUGAGUGCCGGCGACUCACCUCCACGUCUCGUUGACCUGGUGGACGUGGAAGUUGGAAAGGAGUACGAACUGGUGGUCACCACGUACGGCGGUCUUUAUAGGUACCGAGUUGGGGACAUACUCCGAGUUGCCGGGUUCCACAACUCGGCUCCCCAAUUCCACUUCGUGGGGAGGAAGAACGUUCUUUUAAGUAUCGAAGCAGACAAGACCGACGAGGCCGAUUUACAGAAAGCGGUAGAGAGCGCAUCGGAGUUGCUGAAAGAGUACAACACGAGCGUGGUGGAGUACACGAGCUACGCUGACACGAAGAGCAUUCCGGGGCAUUACGUGAUUUACUGGGAGUUGCUGGUGAAGGACCCGGAGAACGUGCCCGGUGAGGAGAUGAUGAAGCAGUGUUGCUUGGCCAUGGAAGAAUCGAUGAAUUCUGUUUACAGACAAGGGCGAGUGGCGGAUAACUCGAUCGGACCGCUGGAGAUAAGGGUUGUGAAGAGCGGCACAUUUGAGGAACUCAUGGACGAUGCCAUCUCAAGGGGAGCCUCCAUUGGUCAAUAUAAGGUGCCGAGGUGCAUCAAGUUCGCACCUGUGUUGGAGCUACUAGACUCCAGGGUCAUCUCUGCUUGUUUCAGCCCUGCUUGCCCUCAUUGGACCCCAGAACGACGACGAUGACCAGACUUCAAUGGAAAAUCUGGAAGAAAAAAAUCCAUUUUCCCCUUCUUAUUCACUCUCUUGCCCUCUCUGUCUCAUCGUGAUAAGCAUUUAAGCUUUUCAAAGUGGUUUUUUAGAAUCUAGAUUGUGAUAAUCGAGUCUGUUUGUAAAAGCCUCAUUCCUCCAACGAUGCUCUCUGGGGUGGUGGUGAUGGCAUGAAUUUGUAAAUUAGUUGAAAUGUGGAUGGUAUUAAUUAAAUUACCUACGUGGUGUCUGAGAAU
Messenger RNA from Macadamia integrifolia, 2079 nucleotides. RefSeq names its product probable indole-3-acetic acid-amido synthetase GH3.1. Gene Ontology annotation, cellular component: cytoplasm. NCBI's taxonomy places the organism in Eukaryota, Viridiplantae, Streptophyta, Magnoliopsida, Proteales, Proteaceae. The coding region runs from base 35 to 1819 and encodes 594 amino acids. The record is from RefSeq and is a predicted model, not a curated record. The transcript is spliced from 3 exons. Gene Ontology annotation, molecular function: acid-amino acid ligase activity.